This is a messenger RNA of Patella vulgata (common limpet), 150 nucleotides long. RefSeq lists its product as uncharacterized. The record is from RefSeq and is a predicted model, not a curated record. Lineage: Eukaryota; Metazoa; Mollusca; Gastropoda; Patellidae. The transcript has 2 exons. The annotation marks the transcript as partial.
AUGGUUUUGAAAGUAAUCAUUUUAGGCCACUCCUAUAUCACCAGACUGCAAGGCUACACUGAGAUUUUCCUCGUCAACAUAAAAGGAGUGAAACAUGUUAUUGUAGGACAGCUUUUAAAAAGGCGCUCCGACUUGUUUAAUGACUCCAUA